This is a messenger RNA of Marmota flaviventris (yellow-bellied marmot), 2962 nucleotides long. RefSeq names its product centriole, cilia and spindle associated protein (gene Ccsap). Gene Ontology annotation, molecular function: microtubule binding. Gene Ontology annotation, cellular component: ciliary basal body; axoneme; cytoskeleton. Gene Ontology annotation, biological process: regulation of mitotic spindle assembly. Lineage: Eukaryota; Metazoa; Chordata; Mammalia; Rodentia; Sciuridae. The record is from RefSeq and is a predicted model, not a curated record.
UCUGUCGUGUGGGCCCCUCAGGCAGCGGCGCGGAGCGGGCCGGCGGCGGAUCGCAGCACCAUGUCACCGGGCAGCGGGGUGAAGAGCGAGUACAUGAAGCGCUACCGGGAGCCGCGCUGGGACGAGUACGCGCCGUGCUACCGCGAGCUGCUGCGCUACCGCCUCGGCCGCCGGCUGCUGGAGCAGGCGCACGCGCCCUGGCUCUGGGACGCCUGGGGCCCGGACUGCGCCUCGGACGACUCGGCCUCGUCGGCGGCGUCGGGCCCCGCGCCUCGGUGCGCGCUCGCGGACCCCGAGGAGGCCUCGGAGGCCUCGGAGGCCGCGGAGGCCUCGGCGCGUGAGGAGCCCGAGCGGCCUGCUGGGGAGCGGGGCGCGGAGGCCGGGGACGAGCAGGACGCGGCGCAGCCAGCACUGCCAGUGAAAGAUGUAGAAGAAAAACCCGAACAACAAACCAGAGUGAAGGAGACGGACAGGUUACCCGCUGGUGUCAAACCCCGACAGCAACCAAGUGCCUUAUUUGCUAGAGGAAGUAGGAAAGCUGUCAGAAGCCCCCAAAGAUCAUCCACUAAAAUAAAAGAAAACAAGCACCCAUUUGCUCUUUACGGCUGGGGAGAGAGACAGACAGACACCGGAAGCCAGAAGACCCACAACGUCUGUGCCUCUGCAUCGGUGCAUGAGAUUCACGAGUCGGCGCUGCGGGCCAGGAGCAGGAGGCAGGAGGAGAAGAGGAAGCUGGCUGCUCAGCGGCAGCGUGCGCACUCGGUGGAGGUGCAGAGGGGCAGGACAGCGAGGGCCCCCUCUGCAGAGAACCCCUGGGUGACGGAGUACAUGCGCUGCUUCUCAGCAAGGGCCUAGAGCUCCCCAGGGGCCAGUCUGUCUGUGACCCGGAUCUGGCCGAGAGACCUUGACCAUGCAGGGCCUCUCGGAGAACAGCUAAAGGCUGUCCUGUCGUGAAUCUCAUCACCUACGUCAGCAGUAGGGCAGAAAGCUGAAGCCAUAGACACUUGGUUACCUGUGAAGACAAGCCCCAGGCCCCUGGUAUUCUUGUUAGAGUUGUGUCUGUGAGCAUCUUUCCUUUGAGUUACUGACACCAGAUGCCUUUAAACAACUAUGAGGCUUCCGUCCCCCUCUAGGUGGCACAGGUGGGCUGUGUCACCCACCUUAGGGGCCUCCAACUCACACUUGUGAGGUCCCCGUCCUGCACGAGAUUUGUGUUUACUGACACGUGGUUUUCUUUGUGAGAGAGUAUCCAGCAAGUAUCACUCCCCGUGGCCUCGGGCCCAGUUCUCCCCAGGAUCUAGCAUCCAUCUGUGGUGAAGCAGGGCUGUGAUGGCUACUGCAGGUACAGAGGUGCUUGUGUUUCAGCUCACACCAACCUUCACACGGGUCGUGUGUUCAAGGAUUGGGCUGGCGAGGCCUGGCUUCUCUGGAUGAUCUCCUAGGCGCUCCCUCAGCAGUUUAAUAGCCACACACAUUCCAGUAGACACAGCGCGGCCACUGUGUGUAGGUGGUUAUGCAGUUGCUGUGAGCCAGUUCACCUCUCUUUAAUUACAGCAUUUCUCUUCAGAACAUAUAAGAUAUAGCUGGCCACGGUUACAGGCUGUGGACUCUAGCCUCUUCUGCAGCAGCUGGCAGGACAUGUAGAAUGCGUGCCCUGGAAUCACAUGGAAUGAACUGAGACACUCUCAGAGACACUGCCCACCUGCCUUCUCCACUCUUCCUUCUGCAGAACUUGGUCUUGGUGGUUUGUGGUGUUCCUGCUUCAGGUUGAACUGACUGUGUUUGGCUCCUGGCCAGCAGAUCUUACCUACACCUUACAGGAGCUUGGGGGCCUGAGCGCAUGCAGCUGUGUCUCAGCAGGGCUGAUCCUUUUGUGCAUUUGCCUCUAGGAUGGAAAAUGGUCUUCACACUGAUUUCUCAGGUGCUGGGUGGGUCUCCCUGCUGACGAGGCCUGUCCAGGAAGGACGAGGGCAGGUGCUCUAGGGGAACGAGCAGGUCCUGCAGCUUAGCCCCUGCGGGCGUCAGUGGAAAGUUGGUGUUGGACUUGAGGCUUGACAUGCCUGGGUUUUCACUCAGGGUCUCUCAAGUCCGCUGGCUCUUAGCACACAGACUGGUCUCACUCCACAUAAAUUCAUCAUCUUGUCACUGUGUCGAGCCGUGAAAGUGCCUCUUAGAGCCUCCUGAGUGCUGUGGUCCUGAGGUGAGUCCUGUAUGGAGAGCGUGCCUUGUCGUGGAGGAGUGUGCUUACCAAGAAGAAGUUCUACAUGGUGUCUGACACCCUGGCUAUGAGUUCUAGUGAACUUUGAUUUAACCAGUCACACAUCUUCAAAUGCUGUGGGAACCUGUGGGUCACAUAACCCUGGCAUGGUGACGGUGUGGCUCAGGUGGUUUCACCCACUGGCUGAGCAUCAUGUUGCAUCUGACUGUGUUGGAAAGUCAGCCAGGCAUGGCACCUGGCACCCUACUCCUCCAGCCUGUGUCUGCCGGAUGUCUAGGAAACACACUUGUCUGUGCGCUUUCCCCGACUCCAGGCCUGGAAGGCAGAUUGGCAAGUCUCCCUUCUUUAUAAGUGAAGAUGGAUGGACAAGGUAGUUAAGGGACUUCUCAUGUGCAUGAACAACCAGUGGCUGAGUGUGGUAGCUGUGGUCCCUCCUGUCUGAGCCCUCGAUGGUCGAGAUCCUCCUCUUCCCUUUUCUCAAGGGCACAGUUACCUUUUGAGCCUAUGAAUUUUUAAAAAUUGUAACAAUGUGACAUUCCUACUUUCUUCUUUUACUGGGAACUGAUGUGGUGGUGGUCAUGUUCCUAAUUCUUAGGACAUGUUGCAAGACAGGGAGAUAGUGUAAAGCUGCCUUCAGGUUGGAAAAGUAGAACUGGUUGGAAUCCAGUGUUAUUUAAAUGCUACAUAAAGUCUUUUUAAAAUUUUGGCUUUAAGUUCUUAUUAAAACAAUUUGCCAUAAACCAA